CUGCUCACGGAGCUUGCCACAAAACACACUUUACCCAUGCAAUGGCUACUCCCUCAAGCUCAGCUCUGAUGCGGUGGAUCAUUCUUCUUUUAACUCUCUCAGGGGCCAAGUCAUCAAACCAGCCAUUUAAAGUGACAGAGGGGAGCUCUGUGGUCCUUGCCUGCCAUUACUCAGUGAGACGUCAUGGUCUAAGCCAUGUAUGUUGGGGCCGGGACUGUGGGACCUUCUGGUGUAAUGACAUUCUUGUGCAAGCAGAUGACAACGGAGUUAUUUCAAAAAUAUCUGACAGAUACCGACUCAUUGGAGACGUUCUCUCAGGCCAAAUGGAUCUUGGAAUUCAGAAAAUACAGCAAAUAGACAGUGGGUCCUAUUGCUGCAGGGUGGAUAUAGACGGGCUUUUCAAUGACAAAAAAGUGUCCUAUACACUGAAUGUUUUGAAAGCUCCAACUACAAUGGCACCAUUAACAACACCUGCACACAGCACUGAGCCUCCUCUGGCCCCAACAGAACACUGGAGGAGUGCCAUGUCAUCUCAUCUUGAUAUUUUAAGGAAGAAUUUAAGUCAAGUUCAAUCUGAAACACUGUUUGAAGACUCAUUUCCAAGCAUCACACUGCAGAUCAAUAUACCAGUGCUCUCCCUGUCCCUAAGUCUUUUGCUACUCCUCGUGGGUGCUCUGCUACUGCUGGGUUUCAAACGUGGACUUCACAAAAAAGCUCUACAGGGAGGAUGCUUGUCAUCAAAAGAGCCACCUCAUAUCAUCUAUGAAAUCAGGACCAGGAGACCAAUUACAGAGAAUAUCUACACUAUUGACUAGGGCAUCAAACCAUGUAGUCUGUGGCUGUAUUGUAUUAAUUGCUGUAGUCCUUGCACACACAUUUUGAAUACUUUACACAUCUCCAUAUGUAGGUGCAUAUUAUUGAUGCAUAUUAUGAAAUGUAAUGUUACAAAACAUUACAUGCACAUACAGUAGUAACAAUAAAAAGAAGUGGAUUGACUACAAUCCAGCAUUAGCCACAGUUUAUCUUAAAAUACUUCAUUGUCAUUAAAAAAAAAAAAAUAGCCCAGUAACCGGUGUCAUUCGAUUCCAGCUAUUAUUAGUAUAUCAAUUUGGCAUGCAAAUAUUCUCCCGUUUAGAGACUAGUUCAGGUUGAUCACGUCCACGAAGACAGAUUCCCAUUGGUUAACGUCUUGUGAUCUCCUUCAGAGAAACGAGGUUAUAGUCAUAACCCCAUGUCAUGUUUUGGUCUUGCUUUUGUUGAUUGUACACCACUUUAGUCAACUGUUGUUUUAAAAAAGCUUAUAAAUAAACUGACAUUGACAUGCAGUA
This is a messenger RNA of Sardina pilchardus (European sardine), 1328 nucleotides long. It is a transcript of the gene timd4, whose product is annotated as T cell immunoglobulin and mucin domain containing 4. The coding region runs from base 42 to 815 and encodes 257 amino acids. The record is from RefSeq and is a predicted model, not a curated record. The transcript has 7 exons. Gene Ontology annotation, molecular function: phosphatidylserine binding. Gene Ontology annotation, biological process: apoptotic cell clearance; cytoskeletal rearrangement involved in phagocytosis, engulfment. Lineage: Eukaryota; Metazoa; Chordata; Actinopteri; Clupeiformes; Clupeidae.